CCUCCCAUUGGAUUGCAUUGGAUUUGUAUUGUGUGUAUGUGUUUCUCUAUGCUAUACUACUUCACCAUUACUACUACUGCAUAGAGACUCUACCAUUGCAUUCAAUAGUAAUACUACUGUGUGUGUUGAAAACCAUUGCUUAUAUACCAUAUAUACAUUGCCAUUGCAUUCAACGUUCAAUACUGUAUUAAAAAAAUUACUAAGUUUUUCAAAUUGUUUUUUCAAUUGAAAAAACACAUCGAUUUUAAUCGUACGUCCCGUUUGAUUUGAAACUAUGGGUAAAAUUGAAGGCAAACCGCGCGGCCGUAUGUCGGCCUACGCCUACUUUGUCCAGACCUGCCGAGAGGAACACAAGAAGAAACAUCCGAAUGAAAACGUUGUUUUCGCCGAAUUCUCCAAGAAAUGUGCCGAACGUUGGAAGACGAUGAACGACAAAGAGAAGAAUCGGUUCCAUGUAUUGGCCGAAAAAGAUAAGAAGCGAUACGACGGGGAAAUGUUGAACUAUAAGCCACCGAAGGGCGAGAAGGGAAGGAAAAGGAAGCGUACAAAGGAUCCGAAUGCACCCAAACGGGCUCUUUCGGCAUUCUUCUGGUUCUGUAACGAUGAACGUCCGAAAGUAAAGGAAACUAUGAACGACGCAACUGUCGGCGAAGUGGCCAAAGAGUUGGGUCGUCGUUGGAACGAACAUACCGAAGAUAUGAAGAGCAAGUUCGAGGCAUUGGCCGCUAAGGAUAAGGCUCGCUAUGAAAAGGAGAUGAAGGUAUACAAAGCCAAGAAGGCUAAACCAGUUCCGGUGAAAGUUGUACCGAAAAAAGAGGAAUCGGAAGAUGAAGACGAAGAAGAGGAGGAGGAAGAAGAAGAUGAGGACGAAGACGACGAUUAGUCGAUCCAUUGAACCGACCAUUUUUGUUGGCGGCUCAUACCCUAACAACUAGUUGGACGGAUCCACUCUAGAAGAAAGUUGUCGUCAUAUAUAUAUAUAUUUCAAAUCAUUAUUUUCUGUCUUUUUUUUCUUUUUUCAAAACUUUAUUGUCAUUUAUUAUUAUUAUUAUUAUUAUUCAUUUGAAUUCAUUGAUUGUUUUAAUUGAUUACACUAUCUAUCGAUUAGAUCUGAUGAUUGAUUCAAUCAAUCAAUUGAUUGAUAAUAUCAUCUAAAAAAUAACAAUUGUUUUCAUAAACACAAAAACUACACCAAAAUUGUAGACAACUUUUAUUUAAAUUAAUUAAUUGUUUGUCUCAUUGUUUUUUUUUGAUUUUGUUGACACAUUUAGCGACAAUUCAUUAUUCAAUAUUUUUUUUUUAAUUAUUAUUAUUAUUAUAUUUAUCGCAACAAUUCAUUCAAUUAAUUA
Molecule: messenger RNA, 1349 nt
Organism: Oppia nitens
Lineage: Eukaryota; Metazoa; Arthropoda; Arachnida; Sarcoptiformes; Oppiidae
Gene: Dsp1
Product: high mobility group protein DSP1-like
Exons: 3
Coding region: 275-883 (202 amino acids)
Biological process (GO): regulation of transcription by RNA polymerase II
Cellular component (GO): nucleus
Molecular function (GO): DNA binding, bending
Source: RefSeq, a predicted model, not a curated record